AUGAGCAUUUAUUCUGCAACGAUGCAUCUUAUCAUUCACAAUAAAUCUCCCGGUUCUUCAAUGCUUUCACUGCCUCGAACCUUGUGUCAUGGGAACCUAGAGAUCCCUCAAGCUGAAUUUGCUGUCGUUCGAAGCCAAGGUCGUAAUGAGGUACUCUGUGCUCUUCUGAGGAUCAUGAAGGCGUUAGGGGCCGGCGGGAAAGACUCCGGUAACGCCAAGCCCCUACCCACCUCAGCACAAGAGCUCAUUCGGGGCGGGAAUCCUAACCUGUCACAGACACAAACAGGAGAGUUUGACGAAACUAACGAACACAAAUCGAUCCAGGCGGCUAGGAAGACCAAUGAUCCCUGGUCAAACGGAUAUGUGGUCCGUUCCACGACUCCACGAAAGACAGGGUUGAUAUUGACAAGACUCAGCAGCCUUGGGCACCGCUUGGUCAUUUCCACAGGUUCAAUUCGCAAUCUUGGUGGUACUGUUCGUGGUGCAUCCUGCCACUUUGUCAACUACAAUAUCAUGCCUGGCAAUUUCUCAUAUGACAAGGACGCGGCGGCUUCGAAAGCUUUUACUUCAAAACUUAUACCCUUCUGGCAGGAUCUCGCCAAGUCUCUGGAAGAUGCGAGACCAUCAUCUCCACCAGUUGGAGAGCCAGCCGUUCCCAUGUCCGCGCACGAUCGCGAAUGGGAGCCCCUAAAGAAGAAAGAAAGACCAGAAAGGCUGAACCUGACGCUGGAAACCAAAACCGAACUCAUGCAAGCCCAUCGUCGAAUGAGACUUGCUGUCAAACAACUGGCUCCAAACCUGCCAGUUGGCCAAGAAACAGGCAUCGUUACAACUGGCGGCAUUGAGCAAUUCCCUGUCCUACUCGUAUCUCUCCGCAUGCUGCGUCGGACGGGAUGCAACCUUCCAGUGCAGGUCUUUGUGGGCGACCAGGAAGAACACAAUCAAGUGCGCUCUACUUGUGAGGGAGUCCUUCGGACCCUCAAUGCGCGAUGCUUCAUCGUCUCGGACGUAUAUUCCAAGGCUGCUGCAGCCACUCCAAGUCACUACCAGUUCAAGGUCCUUGCCAUGCUCUUUUCUUCCUUCAGGCACAUGCUUUUUCUCGAUGCGGACUCGAUGCCUGCGCAAGAUCCAACACCGCUUUUCAACUCCUCGCCAUACACUACACAUGGCCUCGUCACAUGGCCUGAUUUUCACGCCAAUACAGCAUCGGCCAGUUUCUAUCACAUAGCUGGCCUUCCCGUGCCGCCCAUCACCCGUGGAUCAGAAUCAGGCCAAAUGCUACUGAACAAGCAUGUCCAUCGUGAAAGUCUGCUCAUGAUGGUCUACUACAACUACUACGGACCCGAGUAUUACUAUACCCUGCAGGCUCAGGGCGGGCCAGGCCAAGGCGACAAAGAGACCUUCGUCGCCGCUGCCCUAGCCGCCAAUGCCCCAUUCUACGCCGUCAAGACGCCCAUUCGCGCCCUGGGCUUCCACCGAGACGGGCAAUUCAUCUUUGCCGGCGCGGCGCAAGCAGAUCCCAUCGAGGACGCGCAGUACGACCCGCCAGCACCGAAUCCCAUGCUACCAAACUACCAGUGGACAAAGACGGACAAAUAUCGUUCUGGAGAGAUUGGAGCAAGAAAGGCCAGGGCCUUCUUCGUCCACACCGUGUCCGACCAUUCCAAGAUCAACCCCACAAAGGUUCUUCGGAUUGGGGGAAAGGCUUGGGAGGCCAAUGGCAAGCAGCAUCGCAUCUGGGGUGAGGAAAAGUCGUUGCUGGAUGUUUUUGGGUAUGAUGUGGAGAAGAGGAUGUGGGAAUGUGUAGGGAUGGAGGCAUGUAGAAUAGACCAGGAGUUAUGCGGGGAUGUGAAGAGCUAUUACGAAACCGUAUUCGGAAUGAAAAUGCACAUGUAG
Messenger RNA from Plenodomus lingam JN3, 1896 nucleotides. RefSeq lists its product as uncharacterized. Gene Ontology annotation, biological process: mannan biosynthetic process. Lineage: Eukaryota; Fungi; Ascomycota; Dothideomycetes; Pleosporales; Leptosphaeriaceae. Gene Ontology annotation, cellular component: Golgi apparatus. The record is from RefSeq and is a predicted model, not a curated record. Gene Ontology annotation, molecular function: alpha-1,2-mannosyltransferase activity.